ACACACAACACACACACACACACACACACACACACACACACACACACACACACGCAAACUCCUCGUCGCGAAGCAACAUCGCAAGCCGAGACAAGAUGGAAGUGCUUCCGGGUCCCGUUCCGGUUACGAGUGACCCGGCGAUGACCCCGCAGCGGCUGACCCCUGGCGAGUCUGGACUGACGACUCCGCCGUACUCACGCUCUCACCUGCACCUGUGGCUGACGCCGACGGUGACGGCAUCGCAGUCACGUGAACGCGUCUUCGCUCACUUCCCGUCGCUACGUUACAACACCCGCCGCCAGGGGGCGGGCGGCGACGGAGCGGGAGAGCGCGUCGAGUUACCGCCGCGAUACGAGAGGAGGCUGAGGAGGUCGGUAUCCAUGGCAACCAGCGGUUCGCCGCGCACCCUGGUGGCUUCUUCUGUCUCAACCCCUUCCUCCACUAGGAGCGAAACGAUUCCCGACACAUCCCGGAAGGCGGGUUCCCCUCCCGCUUCCCCUGGGAAGGUAACAACGUCUUCCUCCCGCGCUAGCAUCCCCGACGAGGAUGCCUCCCGAGAUGAGGAAGAGGCUGAGGAGAACAAUAACGUAGUGAGGAGGAAGAAGCCCUUAAUCACAGAGUGCAGCGUCCCGGGGGAGGAGCCACGAUCCGCCACACAACACGACGGCAAGACAGAGGAAGAGGAUGAGGGAGAGAAGGUGAUAGCGGAGGUGCCGCCGGAGACGACGGUACUGACUAAGGCGGCGGAGGCGAGGAGCAGAGAGGAGGACAUCGGUACGGCACUGUGUUGGCUGCGGCAGGAAAUCGUACUGAUGAAGAGACAGAGAGAGGUGCUCUGGAUCGGCCUAGAAACUGUGUUGAACUGGAUCGCUCGCAUCGUGUAA
Priapulus caudatus is the source of this 884-nucleotide messenger RNA. RefSeq lists its product as uncharacterized. The record is from RefSeq and is a predicted model, not a curated record. Bases 96 to 884 code for a protein of 262 amino acids. Lineage: Eukaryota; Metazoa; Priapulida; Priapulimorpha; Priapulimorphida; Priapulidae. The transcript has 4 exons.